Ixodes scapularis (black-legged tick) is the source of this 6920-nucleotide messenger RNA. RefSeq names its product sorbin and SH3 domain-containing protein 1. Gene Ontology annotation, molecular function: protein binding. The transcript has 27 exons. The record is from RefSeq and is a predicted model, not a curated record. The coding region runs from base 231 to 2861 and encodes 876 amino acids. NCBI's taxonomy places the organism in Eukaryota, Metazoa, Arthropoda, Arachnida, Ixodida, Ixodidae.
CCUCGUUUGCGCGGCACCGCUACUGCUGACCGUCGGGACCCUCUUCUCGGGGCUUCUGCAAGUGCGCGAGCUCGGGGACGUCGUGCGAGUCUGAGGCCGAGUCUGAACCGCGACAGGUAUUAGCCGGCGGUGAGGUGUGCGCGCGCGGUGACGGUCAGGUGCCUGUGCAUCGGGAUUAUCCGAUCGACUAGGUCCUGUUCUCCGGUGAGGUGCUCCAGUCAACCGCCGAGAUGAGCAGCCAGGCCAGGAUACGCAAGAAAAAGACGCUGGAGAAGAUCAGCCUCCCGAACUACAGCCAACAGGACACCAAGACUUUUCGAACAAGCAUGCACAUGGAGUUGGUUGAAGACGAGGAAGAGGAUUCCAGGGACAAGGAACCGUCGGAAAACGCCAACACAAUUGUCAUCGAGACCACAGUGAAAAGUCCCGAGGUGAAAGCCAGUGCGCAGACGCCGCCACAAGAACCCGAUUAUGUAUGGAGUCCUUGGUCGUCUAACCAGAGGCAGAGUGCAAGCAGCAUGGAGCAGUCCAACGGCAUUGUGAAAGAGACCAGGCUGAUCAACGAUACGCAGCAGCACACAGAAAAGAAUGACGAUCGGCCCGGUUACAGGCCCGUCAAGUUUUCGCCCGUGGCACACCUGACCCAGGCCAAUAAACCUCAGUCCCACGACGCAGUUUCCUCGCCGACGACUCCGCCGUCGCCCUCAGCGGCGCUGCGGACCUCGUGGAAUCCGAUCGUGUCCGAGCUUAAGGAGCAGUACCAGCCUGCGGAGGGCGCCCCGUCGACCAAGCCGGCCGCCAGCAAGCCCCUGCCGCCCCCUCCAGUGCCUCCGUCGCCGGCCAGCCCCACCCUGGGUCCCGCCUCGAGCCCGCCGGCGACUACCAACGGCUCCGACUCCCCCACGUCUGGCUUCGCCAAGCUGCGCGUUGGAGGCUCGGGGCUUCCUCCCUCGCAGAGUCCCACCAUCACGCUCCUGCAGAAGGCACGGGAAGGACAGAUUCCAAAGGGAGCCCUUUACAUAGACCACAACUUUGAUUCUAAAGAAAUCCCGGCGCCCCGACGGUUCGGCCGACCGAACGAGCCAUACGUUUACGACGAACGAGUGACCCUCGACGGCGACCGAGUGCACACGGACACAUACUACGCCAUGCCCACCUCGAAGGAGGUCUCGACCGGGGUGCAGACCACGAUUAAGGCACCCCCUAAAUACGAGGGCAUCGGCCCCACUAUCAACGGAAUCCCCGUUGCAUUGCGAACCGAUAAGGGAUUCCAGAAUGUAAAAGACGAGUAUGCGAGCGACUGGUACAAGACCAUGUACAAGCGUCUCCACAAGUAUGGAGAUGGAAAUCGACACAAUGAUGGGUACAUGUCUGAGCCAGAGUUCUCUUCAAGAAACGAUGACCGGCCAAUGUUUGGUGGAAGGAACGCUAAGAGGGCAGUCAGCCGUGGCUAUGCGAACGGCCUGUCAACUUCUCCAGCAUCUUACAAGAUCCAGCCAAGAAGUAUUGCUGAAUAUGAACCAGGUCAUUCAUCCAUUGCUGAACGGGAGGCCGCCUUUAGCUCAAGGUACAUGCCACCUCUGGAUGCUCCAAAGCCAAAGUACACACUGAGCGACGGCUACGAGUCAGACACAACGCUAAUCCGCAAGGCGGGCCGGCGCAUGAACCACCUGGACUCUAAGCAGCAGCGGGAAUGGUACAAGGCGGUCCAGCGGGGGGAAGACAUCCCCCUCGAGGGGCUGGGCAAGCCUGCUCCAGAGAAGCCACGCGAGCCUGUUAUUGGACCGUAUCCACCGGACAAUUCAGACCUCGACGAGUAUGAAGCGCAACUGCACCGCUACCUGGAGUCGGAGGUGAACAUCCACUACAAGACCCCCGUGCGCACAGUCGAGAAGGAGUUCAUCGAAGAGGAGGAGCUGCGGAGGAGGCAGGAAGUGGCCAUGAGGAAGUUUUAUGAAGACGAGUUCUACAAAAAGCAGCUGCAGCAACAGGCUGAGAUUGAGAUGCGGCGGCACAAUGACUACUUUACGCCAUCGCAGAAAUCCCCAAUUCCUCUGAAUCGGUAUGAAAACUCGUUUGAGACCUCUUCAUCACGCCCUUCCAAUCGGACUCCCGAACCUCGGACUCUGGCCAAGGUGCUCUACAACUUCUUGGCUCAGUCACCCAAGGAGGUGAGCUUGAGGAAAGGCGACUUGGUGUACAUCACCCGCAAGAUUGACCGCAACUGGUACGAAGGGGAGCACCACGGUCUCGUCGGGAUCUUCCCCGUCAGCUACGUGGAGGUGAUUCCGGUCGAGAGCGCCAAUCUCCAGCCACGCAAAGCGCUCGAGGGCUUGGCACGUGCCAAGUACAACUUCUGCGCCCAGACGCCGGUGGAGCUGUCUUUCUUCCGAGGUGAAACGGUGGUGCUGAUGCGUCGUGUGGAUGCCAACUGGUACGAGGGACGCAUUGGGAACAAGCGAGGCAUCUUCCCAGUAUCCUACGUGGAGGUGGUCACGGAGCCGCAGGAGCUUGUUGCAACAACCAUAUCUCCCAAGCCUCCUGCAAGCCCGGUGUACAGUCCGCUGGUGAACGGCGGCUCUCUUCAGAGGACAUCGCCAACGUAUGCCUAUCCGCAGGAGUCGCUGCAGACCCGUCUCAAGCAGCCGACCACCAGCAGCCUGCAUGUGGAUGCACACAAUGAGCCCAUCUCGUAUCGAGUGUUGUACACGUACAAGCCCCAGAACGACGACGAGCUGGAGCUGUUUGAGGGUGACACGGUGUUUGUGAUGGAGAAGUGCGACGAUGGCUGGUACCUUGGCACCUCCCUCCGGUCGGGCCUCUUCGGCACUUUCCCCGGCAACUACGUCGAACGGAUAUGAGCGUCCCUGUGAAUCGACAAUGCUAUGUCACACUGCUUCAUCACCUCAAUCGUCCGUCUGCAAAAGAAACGUGGCGCGCAGUUCCAAGACGCUGUGGCUAAAACCACGACAUUCGGGGACAUAUGUCAAUGCUGGAAAAUGAUUCUGUUCUGUGCAGAAGGGAUAUAUAUGUCCGCCUUGCCAAGCUAGAAGAGCCAGGUGGUGUGUUUCACUCGCAUAAUUUGUGCACAAUCCAGCAAAGAAAGAGCCACGUUCCGUGCUUGUUCAUUCGUUUUUCCUUUUAGUUAUUGUUUACUACCGUUGUGCAAGCAUUAGGAUUUCAAAGUCACUCAGCCAGCUUGCGUUUCAAAGAAGCCCCUUAACAUUUCUGGAAACACGGGUUCUUCCGAAAAGUCACUGGAGGAAACAAAUGCACCUCUUUUUUAUGUCGUUGAGGACUGCGAUUCGAGGUGGCUCAUAGGUACAACUAAAACGACAAAAAGGAAUUGCAGCUUUAAUAUUUAAUGUUGUACUAGUAUGAUUUCUCUGUAUAUUAUGUUAUAACAUGGCAGUUUAUAUUCUAUUGUUGUUACACUUGUGUUCUUAACAACAUUACUCUUCUAACACGGCUACCCACUUUGGGUGUGUGUGUGUGCGUGUGUCUGACUCUGUGAGUCAAAUGGGUUAUGUAUUUUCAAAGCAGUCAUGUGUUCUGUUUUGCGACUGUCGAAGACUUGUGUGUGCAUUGAGGGGGAUAAUUGUACAAACCUCGCAAGCUGUUGCGGCAUUAGUGGAUAACCCGAUGAUGCUGGACGAGAGAAUUGUGGCAUGCCAAAUAAUUCGGGAUGCCACAGAAAACGAGUUUUGGGGGGCGACACUACAGCCAGGACUGCAUUUAAAUUUGUUUUAUCAUAAUUAUUUUUGUUUUAUUUUAAAAUGCUUAUCCUGGAGUUUAUUGCAGCAUAAAUUCUGUUUUUUUACCCUUUUUUCUUCCUACUGCUGCUUCCCGGUCUUUUUUGUCUACAAUAUUGUAAGUUAAGUGCCCCAACUGGAGGGAAUGUGCAAUGUUCUGGUCACUUGCUUUUUUCAGAAUACUGUAUGCAUGCUCUGGGGUUCAUUUUGCUUUUUCAACGUUACUGCACUCUUCUACUGAAGUUUGUUUUUAGAUCACUUCACAUUCAUCCCAUCCCUGCAAUGCCUUUAAAAAUUUAACUUACCAUCUUUUUUUUUUUUUUUGUUGCUGUUAAUUUUUGUGAAUGCAAUAUGAAUUAUUUUUAUAAGCUUAGCUUACUGGCCAUUCAGGAUCCUACUCUUAGCAGUGGUAGUUUUCACAGCAUUUUGGCUGCUUGAUCCUUCACACUUGCUAAGUGAAUUUUAAUGUCAUACCACUAGACAAGUUAGCGAUUCUGGGCCGUUCAUUCUCAUAGACACAGGCAUUAUAAACACCUUGCUGAUGAGUCAAAUAUUGCCUCUGUUAUAAAUUUUUGUACCUUUUUUCCCCAGCAGCAUUGACAUAAGCUGAAAUGUCUGCUCUUUCUCCCUACAAACUGUUGCAAACAUAACAGCUAGCCCCUAGGCAUAGCUUAAGCACUCUUCUGUCUCAAUAGCAAAGUGGCUUCAGGCUAAGGCUAGAGUAAGUGAAUGUCCAGUAGAAUGUUACCAUCCACCUACCUUAGCUUGUAAAAGGUCAUCCAGACUUGUAGUAAAAUUUUCUUCGCAAAAAGAUGUGGAUGUGCUAUUUUCAUAUGCAAGUGCAUUUUCUUGAGGCACGUGUGAAUGUCUGAAGAAAGGCCAGCUGGGAGACAGUGAAUGACUCUUUAAUAAGUUCGUUCAUUUUAGUAGCACAUAAAGCUAGGUGCCUUAUAAAAAUGAAUGAGUAUUCUUUAAAAUCAUUUUGCUGGUGUGAAUAGAGCUUCAUCAUCCACUUGGAGGUUUCUCAUGUAUUGCAUGCUAAAAUGUAUUAUAGUGAGGUGAAAACUUACAAUCUGUGGAGGGUAUUUUACACAACCCCUUUGAUAUGUAUUAUUUCAAAUUUCGGAACUCUUAACAUCGCAAAGAGAUGAAGCUUAGGAUGCCAAGCAUGGAGCUCUAUUCAGAUGCUUUCAUUUCAUAUUGUGUUAUUGCUUAUAACUGGCUUACAUUGCAAUCAAUUCUAAACAUAUUUGCUGGAGCAUUUAUAGUGCAGGUAGCAUUCUUUUCAAGAGCAGUCUUUGUGUUUGCUGUUGCUACAAUUGCAGUUAUCGAGGAGUCAUAUUGUUUUUCAGUCCGAACAUGUGCCAAGCUCGAGAAUUUUAAAAGCUUGUCAGUACAAAGAUUGUGCAGCAAUUCUUACCGAGGUCUGCAAAGUAUCCGUUGCUGUAGGAGUGCCUUUGAUUGACUGCCUCUCAGAAUACUUGCAGGAUUUUCAGUGACUGCCUUUGUGGCCGACGUACACAAUAUUGCACCAGAAAUGUUUGCACUGCACUUAUGUUUCUUUAAUUUCUACUCAGUCUUUUGUAGAAGUGACUAUCAAUGUUCUCAGUAGGAUCAUAGUAUUUUACUAAGAUUGCUUUGAUAGGUUAGUUAAGGAUAUAGUACUCAAUUCUGGUUCUGAAAAUGCAUGAUGACAACAUCAACCGUUGAAAACAUUGGCUACAAAUCAUAUGCUCAAGAAUGUGAGCAUUUACAAUGUUUACGUGUAAUUCAAUGUUUAUUUGUACAUUGCAAGAAAUUAUUUUGCAAAAGGUACUAUAUAAAAAAGAACUUAUUUUAAGAUUUAAUAUCCCAUUCUUUUAUUAUGACAACAGUAUUAUAGGCUUAGGGGAUCCUAAGUUCUGUAGCAGGUUUCUGGAAGGCAUGGUCAUUUGCAAAGCCUUAUUUGUUGUUACCAAGUCACAUUUUUACCAUUGCAAAGAGCUUGAUUACUCUAUGUCGUCUGUGCACAGUGAAAUGAAUUCCUACAGGUUUUCUCAUAGCAUAGUCUAUUCCUCAAAGUAUCAUGGCAUUUAUAGCCUUGUUGACCUGUCCAGAUAUAAAGAAAACUGCAGUGACUAGUUAUAACGGAUGCCAUGGCUAGCGUUUCCAGUGUCUUGAUGUUAGACUGAAGCCAUUUUUGCUUUCACUGUUGUGUCAUGCCAGAGUGUUGCUUUUUGAGCAUAGCUCCUUUGCUAAUUGUGUUAGCAUAUAUGUUGGUAAAAAGAGGGUGCUAUGUUUUGAUCGACAAAAAUGUGGAAUGUUCAAAGGCCUUGCUUGGAAUUCGAGUAAUGGAGACAGAAUUUAUUUUUGUUUUCCCUGGAGUUCAGUGAUGCGAAGCAGCUAUUUCUAGCGUAUGCAGGCACGACAAGCAUGUGUCAUAUUUGUAUGCAGCAGUACAUUUUGCUUGUUUGUUUGAUUUGUUUCUGUGCACCACAAAUUAAUUCUUUCUUUUUAGGCAGCCUUAUUUCAUUGGACCCCAAGUUUACAAUGACAGGAGUUCCUGUUAUAUUCUUCAUUUAUGCUGCUAUUAUCCGCGAGUUUUUUUUUUUUAAGUUGUGUUUUUUUUUGCUUUUUCAUUAUGUUUAUGUCCAACAUUUGAGCAUGGUUGUGUUUUUUCCAUUCAACGCGUUGCACUAAGAUUCGUUGUGUAAGGAAACUGUCGGAAAUGCUGCACUACCCUGACAAGGCAUGGCAGGUGUUUUCCUUUUCGAUUUUUGUUUGGUUCAUUGCAGUGAUGAGCCAUUUUAGGGCAUUUUAAGUGACACUGAAGGAUAUGCCACAUGCAUCACAGAAUGCCGAAGGUGCCGAUGCUGCUUGUUUGAGCAUCUUGGUGGUACAACUGCUUGCAAGUUUGCGUAUUAUCGUCAUACCUUUUUUUUUUUUUUUUUUGCUUUUCUUUUGUUCAAUGUUACAAUGAUUACAACCAUUUGAGGGAAACCCAAUCUAGUCGCAGCAUGUUUACACCUUCUUUUCUUGUUGAGAUCAAUGACAGCGUGUUUUUAUUAUCUGCGAGAUAUUUUAUCUUCCUUGUUGACCCUGUAAUCUUGUAGAGGAUGCACACUCGAAUUGGAGCUGUGUAGUUCAGGUACAAAAUAAAACUGGUAGUUUAGCGGAUGUUAAAGUGGC